AUGAAGCUCAUUGCCAUUUUUAUCUGCCGCUGCUCCCCCGGCUCAGACAGCCUCCUCUUCCUCAGCGCCGCCUACGACCUUUCAGCGUUUUCCUUUUACCAGCGAAAUACGGUGAAGGAGGGCUUGAAGUUUGUUGUUAAAACCGCUAUACCGAGGCUGCCGGUGAACAGCCAACAAGAAGUGGAACACGAGGGCCUUUGCGCUUUCGUUUUUCGCUAUCCAAAUUCUUUGGCUGCGUUGGCCGUGGGAGACAAAGAAUACCCUAGAAGGGUGGCGUUUGCCUGUCUGAACGAGGUGUAUCUACAGUUCACGCAGAGCGUGCCGGCGAGCAAGUGGAAAAGUUUGGAAAUAAAAAAAGAAAAAAAUAAUAAAUCAAAUAAUCCAGAAAUAGAUUUUGGAGAAAAGAUGCAAGUCCUUUUGAAGAAGUACAAAAACCCCGCGCUCUCAGACCAGCUGGUGCAGGCGCAGCUUAAGGCAGACAGAGCGCAAGAGGUGGUGCGGCAGACUGUUGUCUCAGUGCUGAGACAAGGAGAGAGUUUGCAGGAGUUAAUAAACAAAAGCGAAGACCUUUCGGUUUUGGAUGCUGCAAAAUGCAGUGAGCAGCAGCAGCAGCAGCAGCAGCAGCAGCAGCAGCACGAACUGCAGCAGCAACUGCAGCAGCAGAUGCUGCUGGAACUGCAGCAGCAGCAAGAGCAGCAGCAUCAAGAACAGCAGCAACUGCUGCUACUGCACGAGCAGCAGUUGCUGCUGCAGUAG
Messenger RNA from Eimeria tenella, 756 nucleotides. RefSeq lists its product as uncharacterized. The transcript is spliced from 7 exons. Gene Ontology annotation, molecular function: SNAP receptor activity. Gene Ontology annotation, cellular component: Golgi apparatus. The record is from RefSeq and is a predicted model, not a curated record. NCBI's taxonomy places the organism in Eukaryota, Apicomplexa, Conoidasida, Eucoccidiorida, Eimeriidae. Gene Ontology annotation, biological process: endoplasmic reticulum to Golgi vesicle-mediated transport. The coding region runs from base 1 to 756 and encodes 251 amino acids.